GGAAUAUUCUUCAGGGAGGACGGCAUGCCAAGCCAGGAAGAUGGCAGGAUUCACGGAAAGGAUUUCAUCUGGGAAGCAGAAACAGUGACUGGAAAAUGAAAAUUGCUGUGGAACAGGACACAGACUACGCUGAACUGGUUCUGUCUAUAGGAGAAAUCACACUUGGAGAGAACAAUAGGAAGUUAAUGAAAGAUUGUCAACUGAGAAGAAGAGAGGCCAAAAGUAUUAUGCUUGCUGUGUGCGCCUUGCUCAAUUCUGGAGGGGGCGUGGUCAAGGCUCACAUUAAAAAUCAAAACUACAGCCUCAAAAGAGAUGGAAUAGGACGGGAUUUGAAAGACUUCUUACCUGGUAUCCUGCCAUUUCCUCAUGAAUACCUAGACUUCAUGCAGCACAAAGACUACUUUUUCAUAUUUGUGAAAGCACGGAAGCCGAAUAAGAAAGGCCAGGGGAUCACCACUGUGAAAACCAACUUGUACAGGAGAAGCAUCGCAUCCUCAGAUGAACUGAAAGCAUCUGAGGUGUGGCAGUUCCUCCAAGUCAGGCAAUAUUCUGCAGAGAAAUCAGACUCCAGACAAAGUUUACCUGGAGAAAGUGUCUACAAUGAAUUACUAAAUCAAUGCCUUACCUUAUUUAACAGAGACUGGCUUACCUAUGAGGAGAAAUUCUGUUUCAUCAAAUCCCCAUAUUCUGAAGUAACAUUGACUCCUAAGGAAAAGAUUUUAGAGACUGUUUCUGCAUUUGCAAACACUGACGGGGGAUAUUUGUUUAUUGGUUUGGAUGGCAAAACCCAGCAGAUUAUUGGUUUUGAAGCAGAGAAGAGUGACCUGGAGCUUCUAGAGACUGAAAUAGAAAAGGGCAUCAGACAGCUGCCUGUCACUCACUUCUGUGAGGAGAAGGAGAAGAUCAAGUACACAUGCAAAUUCAUGGAAGUGCACGAAUCCGGAGCUGUGCGUGGAUAUGUGUGUGCGCUCAGAGUGGAGAGGUUCUGCUGUGCAGUGUUCGCUGCACAUCCUGAAUCCUGGCAUGUGGAAGACAGCUGUGUGAAGAGGUUCACCGCAGAGCAGUGGGUGAAGCGCCAGAUGGAUGCCCCAGCAGGUUUUUCCAAGCAAGAUAAACUCACUCUUCAAUCAAGCAGACUGCCACACAGUCCCCACGGCUGCUUUCCUUAUGACACUCCUGAUGGUGCUCAACAGGGUGCUCUCCUUCCAGUGACAUCUGGAAAGGUGAUAUGCUCUUCAGAAGCACUCUGCAUGAACCUGUUCUCACCACAUGAAGGCUAUGAGCAGUUACUCUGGACAGAGUUGAACUCGCUUUGUAAAGGAAAGCUGGUCAUCUCUAAGAGCUGGGCUUUGGAUCUGGGCUUGCAAGAGAAGCAGGAAGUCAUCUUGGAUGUGCUUCAUAUUUCCCAGGACAGUCUCCUGACCCUGCACGGCUUUGUCCGGGGAGAUGAGGACCUGGAAGACGACACUCUUCUGAAGGAACUAGGCUCUAAGUUAAAGGGCUAUUAUAAACAGACUGCCCUAAUAUUAAAGCAGACAUUGGUAAACCACGGUGGUUACACUGGGAAAAUAGGUAUCAUAGUAAAGAUAACGUACUUGGGUCAUAAGGCAAUGUGUCUUUAUGAUUCAAGCUCGAAACUAUAUUACCCUGAGAAAUAUUAUCUUACAACCAAGGCAGUAAGAGGCUUAGAAAAAGCUCUUGAUGAAAUCUUAGGAAGCCAUGAGUCUUUCUAG
This is a messenger RNA of Arvicanthis niloticus (Nile rat), 1733 nucleotides long. RefSeq names its product schlafen family member 2-like. Lineage: Eukaryota; Metazoa; Chordata; Mammalia; Rodentia; Muridae. The record is from RefSeq and is a predicted model, not a curated record.